Pongo pygmaeus (Bornean orangutan) is the source of this 1907-nucleotide messenger RNA. It is a transcript of the gene VSIG4, whose product is annotated as V-set and immunoglobulin domain containing 4. Bases 94 to 1128 code for a protein of 344 amino acids. Gene Ontology annotation, biological process: negative regulation of interleukin-2 production; negative regulation of T cell proliferation; negative regulation of macrophage activation. NCBI's taxonomy places the organism in Eukaryota, Metazoa, Chordata, Mammalia, Primates, Hominidae. The record is from RefSeq and is a predicted model, not a curated record. Gene Ontology annotation, molecular function: complement component C3b binding. The transcript has 8 exons.
AGUAAGCAGGCACAGACGCUGGCGGCCACCAGAAGUUUGAGCCUCUUUGGUAGCAGGAGGCUGGAAGAAAGGACAGAAGUGGCUCUGGCUGUGAUGGGGAUCUUACUGGGCCUGCUACUCCUGGGGCACCUAACAGUGGACACUUAUGGCCGUCCCAUCCUGGAAGUGCCAGAGAGCGUAACAGGACCUUGGAAAGGGGAUGUGAAUAUUCCCUGCACCUAUGACCCCCAGCAAGGCUACACCCAAGUCUUGGUGAAGUGGCUGGUACAACGUGGCUCAGACCCUGUCACCAUCUUUCUACGUGACUCUUCUGGAGACCAUAUCCAGCAGGCAAAGUACCAGGGCCGCCUGCAUGUGAGCCACAAGGUUCCAGGAGAUGUAUCCCUCCAAUUGAGCACCCUGGAGAUGGAUGACCGGAGCCACUACACGUGUGAAGUCACCUGGCAGACUCCUGAUGGCAACCAAGUUGUGAGAGAUAAGAUUACUGAGCUCCGUGUCCAGAAACUCUCUGUCUCCAAGCCCACAGUGACAACUGGCAGUGGUUAUGGCUUCACGGUGCCCCAGGGAAUGAGGAUUAGCCUUCAAUGCCAGGCUCGGGGUUCUCCUCCCAUCAGUUAUAUUUGGUAUAAGCAACAGACUAAUAACCAGGAACCUAUCAAAGUAGCAACCUUAAGUACCUUACUCUUCAAGCCUGCAGUGGUAGCUGACUCGGGCUCCUAUUUCUGCACUGCCAAGGGCCAGGUUGGCUCUGAGCAGCACAGCGACAUUGUGAAGUUUGUGGUCAAAGACUCCUCAAAGCUACUCAAGACCAAGACUGAGGCACCUACAACCAUGACAUACCCCUUGAAAGCAAUAUCUACAGUAAAGCAAUCCUGGGACUGGACCACUGACAUGGGCCAGGAAAGAGCCUGCCUGUCUUUGCUAUCAUCCUCAUCAUCUCCCUGUGCUGUAUGGUGGUUUUUACUAUGGCCUAUAUCGUGCUCUGUCGGAAGAUGUCCCAACAAGAGCAUGUCUAUGAAGCGGCCAGAAUCCCUGGGUGGCAGGAUCCUGAGAAUUAAUUGGCAAGAAUUGAGGCAGAAGGGUGGGAAACCAGGACCACAGCCCCAAGCCCCUUCUUAUGGGUGGUGAGCUCUUGGACCAUAGGGCGCAUGCCAGAGAGGCCAACGACUCUGGAGAAACCAUGAGGGUGGCUAUCUUCGCAAGUGGCUGCUCCAGUGAUGAGCCAACUUCCCAGAAUCUGGGCAACAACUACUCUGAUGAGCCCUGCAUAGGACAGGAGUACCAGAUCACCGCCCAGAUCAAUGGCGACUACGCCCGCCUGCUGGACACAGUUCCUCUGGAUUAUGAGUUUCUGGCCACUGAGGGAAAGAAUGUCUGUUAAAAAUGCCCCAUUAGGCCAGGAUCUGCUGACAUAAUUGCCUAUUCAGUCCUUGCCUUCUGCAUGGCCUUCUUCCCUGCUACCUCUCUUCCUGGAUAGCCCAAAGUGUCUGCCCUGCCAACACCGGGGCCCCUGGGAGUCACUGGCUUUGCCUUAGAAUUUGCCAGAUGCAUCUCAAGUAAGCCAGUUGCUGGAUUUGGCCCUGGGCCCUUCUAGUAUCUCUGCCAGGGGCUUCUGGUAGUCCUCUCUAAAUACCAGAGGGAAGAUGCCCAUAGCACUAGGACUUGGUCAUCAUGCCUACAGACACUAUUCAACUUUGGCAUCUUGCCACCAGAAGACCAGAGGGAGGCUCAGCUCUGCCAGCUCAGAGGACCAGCUAUAUCCAGGAUCAUUUCUCUUUCUUCAGGGCCAGACAGCUUUUAAUUGAAAUUGUCAUUUCACAGACUAGGGUUCAGUUCUACUCCUACACUGUAAGUCUAAUGUUCUGACUCUUUCCUGGUGUUCAAUAAAUAUCUAAUCAUAACAGCAA